CUCCUCUUCUUGUCUCAGCUGAGAACCCAGACACUCCCCGCCUUCGGUUCAGUACUCUGCCUGUCUCUUGUGGUAACACAGCGAACCCCCUCUGCUGUCAGCCAUGUCUGCCAGCGAAGAAGCGGUCCCCGCCCAGGCUCCUAAGUCCGAAGAGCAGCCGCCGUCUAAAGAGGAGAGCCAGGCCGCCGAGCCCAAGAAAAAGACGACAGAGGAGCAGAAGCCAGCUGAGGAGGCAGCAGUGGAGGUGGCAGAGAGCGUGGAAGAGGCGGCGGCUCCUCCGCAGCCUGAAGUCACCUACAAAUCUCUGGUGCUGAGCGGACAUGGCGGCUAUGAUAAGGUGAAGCUGCAGAAUAAGAAGGGCACCCCCAAACCCAAAGCCGGGGAGGUGCUGAUCCGGGUCCGAGCCUGCGGACUCAACUUCGCCGACCUAAUGGCCAGACAAGGAGUAUACGAUCGCCUGCCAUCCCUGCCUGUCUCUCUGGGGAUGGAGUGCUCCGGUAUCGUGGAGGAACUAGGAGAAGGUGUCACCGAUAGACAGGUUGGAGACAAUGUUAUGGUCCUCAACAGGUUUGGUUUAUGGCAAGAACUGGUUACUGUUCAGACUAGCCACACAUUCCUUAUGCCAGCAGGAAUGAGCUUUGAGGAGGCUGCAGCCUUGCUGGUGAACUAUAUAACUGCCUACAUGAUUCUCUUUGACUUUGGCAAUCUGAGACCAAAACAAAGUGUCCUCAUCCACAUGGCAGCAGGUGGUGUUGGCACUGCAGCAGUACAGCUCUGUAAAACUGUGGAGGAUGUUACAAUAUUUGGAACUGCUUCUUCUUCAAAGCAUGAAGCACUUAAAGAACAUGGUGUGACUUACCCAAUUGACUACAGGACAAGCGAUUAUGUGGAUGAACUUAAGAAAAUCUCUCCUAAAGGUGUAGACAUAGUGAUGGAUCCCCUGGGAGGUUCUGACACUUGUAAAGCCUACAACCUGCUGAAACCUAUGGGAAAACUGGUAAUUUAUGGUGCUGCCAACUUGUUAACUGGACAAAAGAAGAACUUUGUUGCUUUAGCAAAGACUUGGUGGAACCAGUUUAGCAUAAAUGCUCUGCAGAUUAUUCCUUCAAACAAAGCUGUGUGCGGCUUCCAUCUUGGCCACUUGGAUACUGAAACAGAGCUGAUCACAGAUGUUGUGGUUAAAUUGCUUGACCUUUACAAGCAAGGAAGGAUCAAGCCCAAAAUAGACAGCAUAUAUCCUUUUGAGCAGGUGGGUGAUGCCAUGAGACAAAUGCAGGAGAAGAAGAAUGUUGGCAAAGUGAUCCUGAUGCCUGAAGUGCCAAAAGAGGAGGCAAAAAAAGAAUAAAAUUUAAAGGGAUGAAAUGCAAGCACAGAGUCCUGCAGAUUGUGAAAACUGUCCUAGUGUGUGUGUUUGGGGAAGAAUGUCUGAGCCCUCCUGUAAAAUGCCUAUAUACCUGCUCACUUGCCAUUAAGAGCAUUUUGGUGUGAGUGGGUUAUACUUUCAACACCCUUACCAUGCACUUGGGGAUAUUGCAUGUUGAGAAAUCUCACUUCAAAGUCUCUAAAGCCAAACUGUAGAGUUGGUUUUGGUGCUGCAGUUUUGCUUUACGGAAAAGGAGAAUUUUCAUUGUACUCCCUUUUGGUCUUUACACAAUAACAUUCCAGAUAUUGGGUUGCAGUUUUUCUGAGGGCAAGUAAAAUGUCAAUUUCCACCAUAGGGGACAUUUUUGAAGAUGGUUCAUAAUGUUAAUGCUCAACUAUUCAUACAAACUGUGGUGUCUGUUUUUGUUAAUAAAUGUACUUUGUAUUUCCAUUA
Molecule: messenger RNA, 1816 nt
Organism: Rana temporaria (common frog)
Lineage: Eukaryota; Metazoa; Chordata; Amphibia; Anura; Ranidae
Gene: VAT1
Product: vesicle amine transport 1
Exons: 6
Coding region: 104-1345 (413 amino acids)
Molecular function (GO): oxidoreductase activity
Source: RefSeq, a predicted model, not a curated record